Drosophila persimilis is the source of this 1689-nucleotide messenger RNA. RefSeq names its product UDP-glucuronosyltransferase 1-6 (gene Ugt37E1). Gene Ontology annotation, molecular function: UDP-glycosyltransferase activity. Bases 46 to 1689 code for a protein of 547 amino acids. NCBI's taxonomy places the organism in Eukaryota, Metazoa, Arthropoda, Insecta, Diptera, Drosophilidae. The record is from RefSeq and is a predicted model, not a curated record. The transcript is spliced from 2 exons.
GUCGCUCAGUCAUGUAUUGCGGGAUCGAGCAAAAGUAUUCUAAUAAUGGAAAAAUUCCUUCCGGCUUGUUUGCUAGUGGUUCUCAUGCUGGGAAUACAGCCUGCUAUCAUCGAAGGGGCCAAUAUCCUGGGAGUAUUCAACAGUCACAGUCCCUCUCAUGUGAUCGUAAACAUGGCUGUGGCUAAGACUCUGGCAGAUCGGGGUCACAACAUCACAGUGCUGACCCAGAUGAAGCCCAAGUUUCAGCCUCAUGAGAACAUAACGGUGAUUGUGGCGCUACCUACGCCCGAACGGGAGAGGAUCACUAAGGAGUACAUGGCUCAAAUGUCCAGCCAGCAGAAAUCCUCUUGGAGCUUUCUGGCCAAGCUAUUUGUGCGGUCCAGUCCCAUACUCGAUGGACAAUACGAGUGGACUCAGCAUCCUAGAGUAAAGGCCAUCUACGAGAAUCCCCAGACCAAGUAUGAUCUGGUAAUUUUGGGUCUGAUGCUCAACGAUUUCCAACUGGGCUUUGCAGCUAAACUCCGCUGUCCGGUGAUCUUAUCCUGGGUGGGAAUACCUAUGCCCUUAAUGGAUUCGCAGGUGGGAAAUAUCGAUGAUCCGGCCUAUGUUCCCAGUCUGAACGUAGCCCUCGAACCGGGGCAGCUCACCAUGGGCUUUGGCAUGCGUUUCGUCAACUUCUUUAAGCAUUCUUUCCUGAAAAUUGUAGAUGUUUUUAUGAGACAGAAAAUGAAUGACUAUUAUAAUGGAGCUUUUGGCAAUGAUUCAGAUCCGGAGUUUCCUUCGUACUACGAGAUGAAGCGUCGCAUAUCCCUGCUGUUCUACAACUAUCAUGGCCCCAGCGAGGGACCCAUCCGUCCCACAGUCCCGCAAUCCAUUGAAAUUGGUGGCAUACAGGUGAAGGAGAAGCCUGAUCCUCUACCUAAGGAUCUGGCUGAGUUCCUCGACAACUCCACUGAGGGAGCCAUACUCUUUAGUCUCGGGACCAAUGCCAGAUUCACUGAUAUUCGUCCUCAAAUCGUAAAGGUUUUGUACAAUGUGCUUUCCAAGCUUCCUCAGCUGGUGGUCUGGAAGUGGGAGGACAUGGAGAAUACCCCAGGAAAUGCAUCAAAUAUAUACUUUAGUAAAUGGCUUCCCCAGGACGACAUCCUGGCGCAUCCAAAGACGCGACUCUUCAUCACCCAUGCGGGUAAGGGUGGGAUAGCCGAGGCCCAGUUCCAUGGAGUUCCUAUGCUAGCAUUCCCGAUAUUCGGGGAUCAGCCGGGAAAUGCAGAACUUAUGGCAAAAUCAGGAUUUGGACUCCAUCUAGAUAUCCUGACUCUCACAGAGGAUGUUCUGGAGGAGACCAUUCGUGAGCUCUUGCAGAAUCCCACUUACGCGGCGAGUGUGGGCAGGUUCUCGGCUCUAUAUCGCGAUCGUCCGCUGACCGCCCGCCAGUCGGUUGUCUACUGGACAGAGUAUGUACUCCGCCACCAGGGCGCAUAUCACCUGCAGAGUCCCCGGCUCCACAUGGGUAUCGUCGCCCGCCACAAUCUGGAUGUGUACGGAACACUCGUGCUGGUUGGAUUGGUUACGCUGUUAAUACUACGCCUGGCAUUCCGAUAUGUAUUUCACAACGUUUUAGGAGCUGUGCGUGGUCAUUGUUAUCGGACAAAAGCCACGAAUAAAAAGCCUAAAGAUAAGUUAUUCUGA